CAUGUCUAACAUUAGACACCAAUACAUGACUCCAACGCCUUUAAAGCGCAACGUUUUUAUUGAACACAACUAUUUUGAACAAACAAUUUGACGGACUUUUGACGAAACAAUGACCGAAAAUCUGGACAAACAAUGCAACGAAUAUUAUGCGGAAAAAAUUAUCGACAAACAGGUUAUCAAUGGCCGACCAAUUUAUUUGGUCAAAUGGUGUGACUUUUCUGACGACUACAACACAUGGGAACCGAUUGAAAAUCUUAAAGACGAAUGCUAUCAUUUGAUUAAUCAUUUCAAUAAUAAAAGUGAUAACAAUAGCCAAGACAUCGCCGAAACAUUAAAAGUUCAAAACCUAACUAUUAAUGACAAAAGAGAUGACAGCGGAUUCGUUUCGGAUGUCAACUCUUCGGCAACUAUUAGGCCGUCUGUCAAUACAAGACCUGUUAUUCGACGCGAAUGGCCGUCACAGUGGACUAUCAAAAGGAUCCGACGGGCGGCCAAAGGCAAGAACAACAACAAGAUAUACCAUUUUGUUGAGUGGAUGGAAACCCGUGAAGUUUCGGUGAUGUCCUCUGAGCUGACCAAUCAUCACUGUCCACAACAAGUGAUCCAAUUCUAUGAAAUACGGUCUGUUUGGAAGUGUUGAUGUCUUCAUUUGUUACCAUUUUAAAAAAAAAAUUUAACAACCAAUUCAUUGUAAUUGUUUUUUUAAAAUCAUUAUUUAAC
Molecule: messenger RNA, 720 nt
Organism: Oppia nitens
Lineage: Eukaryota; Metazoa; Arthropoda; Arachnida; Sarcoptiformes; Oppiidae
Product: chromobox protein homolog 5-like
Exons: 1
Coding region: 110-640 (176 amino acids)
Biological process (GO): negative regulation of transcription by RNA polymerase II; chromatin organization
Cellular component (GO): nucleus; pericentric heterochromatin
Molecular function (GO): chromatin binding
Source: RefSeq, a predicted model, not a curated record